AUGCGGGUUCGUAAAAACGGGUCAAUUUUACAACUUUCAGGUGUUCCGCCAAAUGAGUGUGUAAUUUAAGUUGACAACGACACACCAACUUUUUCUUCAGGGUGGACAUUUUGAACACGUGAAAAUUCUCAAAGACGAAAAUCAUAGAUCUUAUCUGUCAAUAACACAUACAUUUCAUAUUUCGAUUAUGAAUUUUAUGUGUGACAUAUGAUUGUCAUAUGAAGCAUAUGAAAUCUAAGUGUAGAACAACUUUGAAGACGUAUGUGUAAGGGAAACAUACAUCCGAAGUGUGGAUUUUUUUGCAGUGUAGGGCUGAGAUAAAAGAUCUCCACUGCUGGCGAUCCGGAGCCAGCGUCUUCACUUGCUGUCAGCCAAGGUUCUCGUCAACUGUGCGGAUUUCAGCGGCUAGACUUCGCCGCCACGAGCUUUUGGGCCUGCCUCUUCUUCGAUGCCCAUCUGGAUUCCAGUCAAGCGCCUCUCUGCAAAUCUCGUUUUCAUCUCUUCGCAGCGUGUGCCCAAUCCUUCUCCACUUACGUUACCGAAUCUCGAUUUCUAGCACGUUUUGAUGACACCGGCGAUGAAGUUCAACGUUUGAGAUCCAGUUGCCAGGCCACCAAGCGCGGAUGAUGUUCCACAGGCAGCGAUUCACAAAAACUUGCAGUUUUCGCGUCGUCACGGCAUAUGUGCAACAAGUUUCACACCCGUACAGCAAUACGGAUUUGACGUUUGAGUUGAAGAUUCGGAUCUUAGUUCGUAGAGAGAUCUUGCGUGACCGCCAGAUGUUUCGGAGACUCGCAAACGCAACCCCUCACCAAACAUGACCCUAUAAACCUCAAGAUACAUGACAGACUCGACGGUCUAUCAAUCGCCAAAAAGAACACCAAUACGCAACAACUCGAACAACUGCCUUAUUUACUAUGAACAGUACCCACUCUGAAAAAAAAACCUUUCCAGAUGCUUCCAAAAUAAAUGAAACUUGUGGCAUUGGUAUAUUCAACGAAUACUACAAACAAAGAUUCUCCUUUAAACUGGCCCAUGAGAUCAGUAUCACCGAAGCUGAAAUAACAGCAAUCGAAAUAGCCCUUGAACGUUUAGUCACACCGAAUUCGUCCUCUACACUAAUUCACUAUCAGCAUGCACCACCCUAAAGAAUGCAGAAAAUGAGACAAUUACACAAAAUACUGCAACUUGCCCAUAGAAAGAGAGUCACCCACCAUUCAAUGGAUUCCUAGCCAUAUCGGUCUAUUCGGGAAUGAUUUAGCCGACAGUCUAGCUAAACAAGCUAUUACAGAUACUGGCUCUCAAUUAAUUGAUAAUCUUUUUUGCAUUAACGAUGCCAUCCUGAAAAUUAAAAAAAAAAAACAAACUAAAGCAGCAAACGAUUGGUACCAAAACUAUGCCAAUGCAGAAGGCAAAGGAAAAACCUUUUCCUGAUUCAAAACUCCUUGGAAGAAAAAUCCUGAUAUCACAACAUCAAGUUAUCUAAUACCGAAGUUAGAUUAUUAACCCUUCAUUUCAUGAUUUUUUAUUUUUCCCCAAAAACCAUUUUUAACAGUUGGAAAUGAUGAGUACAUCAAGAAAAAAAAAUUAAAUAAAAUACGAUUUUUCACUUUUUCCAUACAUUAAUUGUUGCAAAUUUGUUACUUUAUGAAACGAAGGGUUAAAUAUUCACCAAACUGGAAACACAAAAUAAAAAUAAUUGAUGACGCUGAAUGCGAACUUUGUCACACUCCAGAAACAAGCGACCACCUUAUACAGCAUUGACCCAAGUACAGAACAAUAAGAUCCUCAUUCGAGUUCAUCCAGAAAUGUGCAACCUUAACCGAACUGUUUAAAACCAAAAACAUCAAGUUUUACAAAGAAAUUUGUAAAUUCGAAAAGGAAGCAAAACUCAGUCUCUGGAAAUGCGUACAAACGCUUAAUCAACCGCAGGGCAUAUAGUCCAGUUACUAGCCCUCUCCAAGGAGCACCCGCUCCAAACCAGAAAAAAAGAAGAAGAAGAACUGGUCUCUGAUUCGAAAUAUUGUGGUAAUUCUAACCGCAGAAAACAUGUCCUGUAUCGUUCCGACGUGUCUAGGCAAGGGACGCGAGUGCAGCACCCGUACCUUUCCCCACAAUUCAGCGCUGGCCCGGCGUUGGCUACGAUCAAUUCAAAUCGGAUGCCAGCUAGGGGGAGGAACUGACCCCGUAAUGGCCAUGAUCGGUCUUGAAGACAGCAGUAUUUGCGAUGCCCAUUUCGACUGCCACCACGGUCGUGUUUUAAACGACCUGUACGUGGAACCGACCAUUUUUUGCGACAGUCAAGGAAGAACAGUAACAGUUUUAACAUGUUCGAUGUGUUUGGAGUUUUAUACGAAGAAAGAGUUUCUCCGAUGUGACCAAAUCCUGAACCAAAGGACUGUUCAAUUUGACACGAUUGAAAAACUGCUCGGAACAAAAAAUUAUAGCUCCACCUUCGUGUGUAUGGAAUGUGUGGCCAAACUAGAGAUUAUAAGCUCAGUUUGUUCCUUUUUCGAAUUAUGUCGUAAAUCUAUCCAGUCACUUGAAGAAAUCAUCAAUAAAGUGGUUGAAGAUAAUUUCGACAAAGAGCUGAGACGAGGCGCAAAUGUAAACGAAACAAUUAAGCUCGAACCGGAAGAUAUCAGAAUGGAAGAACUCGCUACUGACACAAACGUGGAAAUUAGCAUCGAAGAAGAAUGCUCCAAAGCACCUUUAUGCCAGAAAAAGAAAUUAAUCACGCACAAAAAAUUUUCUUGUAAGAUUUGUCAAAAUGGUUUUAAAUCAAAAACUACGUUGGAUAUACACAUGACACGGAUACAUCCCAAUGAAAACCCCUUCGAAGGCGAGGUUUGCAGGGAGACGUUUCAAAUAAAGCAGAGUUUAGUUACUCAUCAAGAAUCACAUUCUAACGAGGAAAAAACUUAUGAAACAAGCAAAAAUUUAAGUUCGCAUAGUAAUGUAAAUUCCAAAAUCUGUGCAAAAGUUCAUUUAAAAAAUAUGCAAAAGAAUAUCGCUUCAGUAAUAAUCAAAUGUAAAAAGUGCGAUUUAAAUUUUGACUCAGAAGGCGACUUUCGACAACACUCCAGCGAAAUUCACGGUGAUGAGAAACCAUUCUCUUGUGAUAAAUGCAACACAAGUUUUAAAUGGAAAACUUCGCUGGAUACACACAUGAGCCGGUUACAUCCCUAUGAAAAACCUUUCUAUCGCGAGAUUGAGAGGGGAGCGUUUCAAAUAGUGCAGAAUUUAGUUACUCAUCAAGAACCACAUUCUAAUGGGAACAAUUUACAAUGCCGGAUAUGUCAUAAAACUUUUGAAACAAGAAAAGGUUUAAAAAUGCAUAGUAUUGUACAUUCUAAACACGAGCGGUUCGAGUGUAAAAUCUGUGGAAAAGUCUUCGAUUAUAAAUCGGGUUUAAAAUUUCAUUUAAAGAAUACGCACAAGAACAUCGCUUCAGUAAUAAUCAAAUGUAAAAAAUGCGAUUCAAAUUUUUUCUCAGAAGCAGAGGUGCAAAGCAUCGCAUCAUUUUGCAUGCAGCGUUCGACUUUUUCCCGACCAGAUCAAACUAACUUUAUCUUCGGAAGCGUCGGCUUGCGAACAUAGCACGCCGACUUUUGAUUGCAAAUGAACGCAUCGCAACGACGCUGUGGCACGAUUGGUUCAAAUGACUGCAUCUCUUAAGUUCAUUCCGAUGCUUUGCGAACAGUUCGCCUACUGAUUUUAAGGCGACGUCAACCGAAGGAUCCGUUCGUUUGAAUUCAUCGGGGAUAAGUUCAAACAACCUUAUCGAGAUAGGGUCGUUUGAACGUUCAAUUGAAUGUUCACUUUUGAACGUUCAAUUGAAUGUUCGUCUGAUGCGUUCGGCAGCCUAAGGCAAGACGCCGAGCCGUGUUUGGAUGGGAUGGAUUAUUGAUAUGGUGCAUUGCUUGCGUGUGAUGUUCGGUCGUCGCUCGACGAUAGAGGGUGUCGGGUGUCUUGUAGCGCGCGGACGACUUGGUAAAGAGAAUGAGGCGCAGCUACAGUUUCAUUUAACGGUGCAAUUUUACUGAAUAAAAUGCCCGAAUAGCAAAGACCAUGGUAAUAAUAUAUCGUAACAAUGAUUUUGAAUUUAACAGUAAACUUCAUAGUGAUUUCAAAAUAUUUAUCAACCGGUUUAAAUUUUGAAAAUACCAUGAUUUUUAAAGUUACCGUGAAGUAUAUCAUUAAUUCAAAAUAUUUCAAAGUUGCAAAUAUUUCAAAAACACGAACAUCGUACGGUAUCACAUUGAAAUUCUUGUGAUUUUUAUUGUACCAGUGUUCUUCAUGGUUGAAUGAUAAUCCAAACCACGCGAAAAUUGGUAAUUUUUUGCUUUUUUACACAUUUACAUUUUUUCGUGUAAUGAAAAUUUUGGCGCUCUAAAAACGUCACUUUCUCUCGGAGGAAGUUAACUUAAAUUUAAAUUUUCGCGGUCGGAAUCAGUGAAUCCGGACCAAGUCGAAAUCAAGCUGAUCGGAAUCUGAACAGAAAAUGAUGGCUUUAAAUUCGGUGAUCUUGCUGACGGAAAUUCAAAGUUCCCCAUGGCCAACUUUAGAUGUGGGCCGUAUACAAUGGCUGCGACGUGGACAAGAUAGACGUCCGAGGCAAACCGAUAUCAAACGGAUUUGUGGUCUGGUACUUCAUGAUGUGCAGGAAUCCAGCCUUGUCCCAGGAUCGGGCAGAAGAUGCGGUACAAGAGCCGCCAAUGUUACAGUUUAGAAGCUCCGUAGUGCAGAUGGUUUUUUAUAGCUUCUGGAAAGUGAUGAUUUUUUUUUAAACAAGACGAAAAAUUUGAAUAAAAAUUGAAGCAAACAAAUGAAACCUGUUUAUUUCAUUCAAUAGUAAAUAUGAAUUUAGAAGAAAAAAUAACUGAAAACAAUAAUUUUUACCAUGGAAUUUCACGGUCCUGGAAUUAUGAUAAAUUGUGAAUUAAAAUUGAUGUUCAAGAUUAUUGAACGAUUGAAAUUCAAGGGAAAACAAUGAACUCCACAGUUUCUUUGAAAAAAGUGGAAGCUGUAAUAACCGUUAACUUUAUCGUUUUGAGUUUCCAAAUGUAUGGGAAAAAGUCGAUUUUUUCAUUGUUAAGUUGCUUAACAACCCCCUUUUUUCAUGGUAAAUUUUGCUAAAACCAUAAAUUUCACUGUCCAAAACUAUGAAUUUGACAGUUUAUUCAAGGUUUUAUGUACCAUGAUUCGCAUAGUUUCAACUAUAAAAUUCAUGGUUGCGUGAAAAUGAAAUUCAUGGUCUUUUCACAAUGUUUUUCUAUUCGGGUGCAAACCGCCCAACUACGGUUGGGCUUGUAAGGCUUGUAAGAGAUUGUUUAUUCUUUUUCAUUCCAUGUUAGGUUCAGAACUGAAGCAAACCGUCAAGACCCGCGAAAUUUAAUUCAAAUUUUC
Molecule: messenger RNA, 5409 nt
Organism: Uranotaenia lowii
Lineage: Eukaryota; Metazoa; Arthropoda; Insecta; Diptera; Culicidae
Product: zinc finger protein 809-like
Exons: 3
Coding region: 2050-3600 (516 amino acids)
Biological process (GO): regulation of transcription by RNA polymerase II
Cellular component (GO): nucleus
Molecular function (GO): RNA polymerase II cis-regulatory region sequence-specific DNA binding; DNA-binding transcription activator activity, RNA polymerase II-specific
Source: RefSeq, a predicted model, not a curated record